Messenger RNA from Episyrphus balteatus (marmalade hoverfly), 891 nucleotides. It is a transcript of the gene Rab27, whose product is annotated as ras-related protein Rab-27A. Gene Ontology annotation, molecular function: GTPase activity; GTP binding. The transcript is spliced from 2 exons. Gene Ontology annotation, biological process: positive regulation of exocytosis; melanosome transport. The record is from RefSeq and is a predicted model, not a curated record. NCBI's taxonomy places the organism in Eukaryota, Metazoa, Arthropoda, Insecta, Diptera, Syrphidae. Gene Ontology annotation, cellular component: secretory granule; melanosome. The coding region runs from base 93 to 806 and encodes 237 amino acids.
UUAAAUGUCUCUUCAUUUUUUUCUCUUUCAAGGAAAUAUAAAAACAUUUGACAAUAAUAAAAAACAAACCAAAGAAAAGUACCAAAAAAAUCAUGCUCAAAAAAACUAAAUCUACUCUUCCUGCCAUUGACUAUGAUUAUUUGAUUAAGUUCCUUGCCCUUGGAGACUCGGGCGUGGGCAAAACCAGCUUCCUUUAUCAAUACACAGAUGGAAAAUUCCAUUCACGUUUCAUAUCCACUGUUGGUAUAGAUUUUCGUGAAAAACGUGUGAUGUAUACAACACAAGGAAGAAGUCAUCGUAUUCACUUACAACUCUGGGAUACAGCUGGUCAAGAGCGUUUUCGGAGUUUAACAACUGCCUUCUAUCGAGAUGCCAUGGGCUUCCUAUUGAUUUUCGAUCUUACCAAUGAGAAAUCCUUCCUUGAAGUUACCAAUUGGUUGGAACAACUUCGAAUGCAUGCUUAUUGUGAAGAUCCUGAUGUGGUGUUGUGUGGAAAUAAGUGUGAUUUGGAUGGACAGAGAGUUGUUAGCGAAGAACAAAUCCAACAAGUUGCAAAUCGUUAUAAACUGCCAUAUGUAGAGACAAGUGCUUGUACUGGACUAAAUAUUAGAAAUGCAGUUGACUUACUUCUCGAGAGAGUCAUGAAUCGGAUGGAAUUGCUGAUGAGCAAGACAGAUGUGCCCAUCCAUCAGCGAGGUAUUCCGAAUCAUUUUUACUCAGUUGAUACUGUAAGGCUUGGUGUGAAUGAAAUCAACACAGAUUAUGAUACAGGUGGGCCAAAGCGAAAAAGGAAUUGUUAUUGUUGAAGAGUCAAAAGCUUUUGAAAUUGUUGUAUUCUUCUGCCAAACAUGUUGCUGCAUUUAAAUGUGUUCUGUAUAAAAAUGUUUUAUA